AUGAAGAUCUGUGGGUGUUUCUCGCCAGUAUCCCAACGGGUGAAGGCUCUGUUCCAGCGAAGGGAAGAGCCGGAGAGGAUCCUAGAAAUUGGUCCUCCAACCAACUUUCGAAGAGAGGAGUUCACCAUACCUUUGUCGGAUGAAGACACCCUGAAUCGUCACGAUAGCCAUGGCGUCAUUGCAGAGAAGGAAGCAGCACAAAGCUCCAUAGUCGACCGAAAGACCUCGACCUCGACGCGAGACCAACUACGAGCAAAGAUUUUCAAACUCGGUUCCCGAUUAGCCGUUUGA
This is a messenger RNA of Talaromyces rugulosus, 291 nucleotides long. RefSeq lists its product as uncharacterized. The record is from RefSeq and is a predicted model, not a curated record. The transcript is spliced from 3 exons. Lineage: Eukaryota; Fungi; Ascomycota; Eurotiomycetes; Eurotiales; Trichocomaceae. Bases 1 to 291 code for a protein of 96 amino acids.